Ctenopharyngodon idella (grass carp) is the source of this 1928-nucleotide messenger RNA. It is a transcript of the gene c5hxorf58, whose product is annotated as chromosome 5 CXorf58 homolog. Gene Ontology annotation, molecular function: protein binding. The transcript is spliced from 7 exons. Lineage: Eukaryota; Metazoa; Chordata; Actinopteri; Cypriniformes; Xenocyprididae. The coding region runs from base 329 to 1318 and encodes 329 amino acids. The record is from RefSeq and is a predicted model, not a curated record.
UCUAGUGUUCAUGAAGCGUAUUGCAGUAAACUAAUCGGAUGUUUUAAUCAAAUCCAUAAAUGAUUUACGCCUAUAUUUAUUAUAUAUUAUUUUGUUUGCAAGAAGGAAAUUUUUCAUCCUGGAGAUUUAGAUUUGAUCAUCCUCUCUCUUUGCCACUUGACUGAAACUCUAUAACUGGUUUCCUAGCAACCACUACAGACAAGUGUACUGGUCUGACAACAAACAUCAAAGCCAGUUUUUCAGCACUACUGUAUGUCAGUCAGCGUGUGUAUGUGAUUGUUAUGGAGGAGAGGUGAGUGGCGUUUCUUAACUUUACAAAUGCCUAAUAAUGUCUGAGAACAUCGAUUCUAAUAUUCAGAAAGACCCUUUCUCAUUUAGAAUGGAGAAUUAUGAGAAGUGUGCCAGAAGAAUUCAGUCAUAUUGGAGAUCGUUUAGGGACAGACGGCUCUUCAAACUCAUGAUGAAAACUCUACGCUCUGCAGAACAGUGUCCGGCUUUGACAGUUCUGCAUCAUCUCAGUCCCAGAGAAGCCGAACUCCUGAAAGACCCCAGUCUAAAGUGCAAGAUCCGAUUCAGGUUUGCAGGCCCUCGAUUUCCACCUUCUGUUGUGUUCAAGAUUUUCCACACUGGAGGAGGACGACACUAUCUGUCUGGCCAAAAAGCCUUUGCUCCCUCCAACCAGGCCACAGCAGACACCUGCAGAAUGAUGGGAAACAGAGCAUUUAUGGAUCUCAUUUCAGUGAACGAGAUUCACAAAGCCGCUGUUGAACCACAAGACUUGAUUUGCAUGAGAGACUAUAUGCAGUAUUCCAGCCACAUGGACGAGCUUCCAGCACGUCUAGGUGGCAGAGAAAACGGAUGGAGGUUCCUGUCUCUAAAGGUGCUAUCCCGGGACAUUAUGCUCAGAGAGCCUGGAAAGAGAUGUUUUGGUGUAGGCAGACUGAAUACGGUCUUGCCGUUAAGACAUCUUGCCCGCUCUGAUUUUUCCGGACAGCAGCUCUCGCACAGAGGUUUUCUGACCUCCACACGACGCUCUGCCCGCGCUCAAAACACUUCAGCUCACAAGAGACGACUCUACGGCCUGCCUAAGACUGAAAGAGUGUUAGAUGAACAUAUGAACAGCAUUAAUAACCAUGACAUGAAGAAACAGAACGGGACAACUGAGAAAUGGGGCAUCAAGAUAGUUCUUCCAUUAGUUGAGACUGAAGACUAUGACGACAACUCAUCUGAGUCUGAAUGGGAGGAAGAGGCUGAGAAACUGUGCAACUGGUCUAAACAACUGGAUAUAGAUGCUGUCAAAACACCUGAGCUCAUUUAGAUGGAGAAACAAUGUUUUACACUAGUAGAAGCCUUGAUUAAAGGUUGCAUUUCAGUUAAAACUUCAAACUUUUAUUGCAUUAUUCUGAGAAAUUUAGUUGGCAAUUAAAAUAUUAACUGUGCAACUGGUUAAAAACAACUGAAUAUAGAUGCUGUUGAAACACAAGUUCAUGUAGAUGGAAAAACAAUGUUUUAUACUAGUACAGGCCCUGAUUUAAGUAUAUACUACAAACCUUUAGUGCAUUAUUCUGAGAAUUUUAAUAGGCAGUUAAAAUGUAAAUUUUUUUAUCAGUACUUUGCAUUUGUAGUUUUGGGUUAAUGGCUUCAUUUGACUAUGAUAAACAACAUAUGGUGACACUAUUUGAACAUUUGGGCUCUUUUGCUUGAAUCCACCUUUCAUACUUCAUGCAUGUGCACUCGAAAGACAUCCAUCCAAAAAAACAGAUGGAGGUGACAUACUACACAUGUACGGUAACCUCAUUUUUGUAAUUCUCAUGAAAAAAUACACCACAUGCAACAAGCCAAGCAUGCAUGAUCAGAAAAUUAUUUUUUCACUAAAUAUGGAUUAAAACAAAAAAUAUAUUUUGAUUAGGGAUUAGAGAAAGGGAUGA